Messenger RNA from Thyridium curvatum, 597 nucleotides. RefSeq lists its product as uncharacterized. The transcript has 3 exons. The record is from RefSeq and is a predicted model, not a curated record. Lineage: Eukaryota; Fungi; Ascomycota; Sordariomycetes; Thyridiales; Thyridiaceae. The coding region runs from base 1 to 597 and encodes 198 amino acids.
AUGCUUCUAGAGGAAGAGCCCGCGACGCUCAUCCGUCACACCGUGAAGAACUUCAACAUCUUUCCGGAUAAAGAAGCCGUCUCGCGCGUGAGCGAGUCUCUCUCUACUCUCCAGCAAGCCCGCGACCUACGCCUCCGCGAGGCCGAGAACUCAUUAAAGAAACUCUCCCGACAGCUCAACACCCUCUCCUCGCAGCACAACGAGCUUACGGGGUCGCACUCGUCCGCCGCGCACGCCUCGGAGAUCGCGCGCCUCGACACGCAAAAGUUCCGCACGGCCAAGGCCGCCUCGGACCUCGAGAUGGAGACGGAGCGCCUCGCCUCGCAGGCCGCCGACCUCGCCGCGCGCCUGCAGGAGCUCGAGCUCCAGGGCGACGACGGCGCGCCGCCGGGGGCCGCCGACCCCGUCGACGACGAGGUGCUGCUGCGCCUCAAGGUGUACCGGAGCCUGGGCAUCGAGCUCGAGCGCGACGAGAAGGACGGCGAGUGGUCCAAGGCCGUCAUACGCAACGACCGCAAGGGCGACGUGCACGUUGUCAACAUGGACAAGAAGUUCUCGCGCUUCUUUUACGCGAAUUACUUCUGGCAGACCCUUUAA